Molecule: messenger RNA, 2016 nt
Organism: Amorphotheca resinae ATCC 22711
Lineage: Eukaryota; Fungi; Ascomycota; Leotiomycetes; Helotiales; Amorphothecaceae
Exons: 1
Coding region: 1-1737 (578 amino acids)
Source: RefSeq, a predicted model, not a curated record
AUGUGUCACCAAUUCAACACCUAUUUCACACGGUGCCGGCACCGCGAACAAGUCCUCAACAGAUGCGCGUCAUCCUUCGAGAACUAUAAAAGAGAGCCCAAGAAGAAGAAGAAAGGUGGGUGGUUCAAGAAUCUCUUCUCCCAUUCCUCAUCUAAGAAGCAGCAGUGGGAGUGCGACCGGCACAUCAUCAGCGAACGCCGACUCGAAUACUGCAACGCGUGCACCAUGAACCGAGAACUCAAGCGCAGAGAACGAGAAGCAAUCAUACGACGCGAGCAAGCCAAGACGAGAGAGGAAAUCAGACAAGCAAGUCUGCAGCGCUUCGCGUUCCGAUGUUCUCGUUGCAGAGCAGAGCGUCGCAACUUGCGCCCUGAAGACAGAGAUCCACAGAUUAACCGCGGCCUCUGCUGUGCGAGAGGCUUGGACGAGUAUGAGAAGUAUGAGACGCGGGAGGGAAAAUGGGGAAGUGGAAGCGGGCUACUUCUUCCUCAAUACAAAUAUCAUCCCAUCACAGGCAGUCAAGCAGCUCCUCGCACACCGCGCAAAGAGAGAGAUCCAGCAUCCCGAAGAAGGUCGGCUGGUACGGAAGCUGCUCAGAUAGCGGCCAAAGAGGCUUCGCGCAGAUAUGGUUGGGAGAAUGAUCCUCGCUAUUCAGCAGACAUCAGCACAGAACUCGCCAGAGAUAUAACUAACCUGGCUGCCUCGGUGUCACGCAGACCGCUAUCACCGAAGUACGAAGUGACAGUAGAGAAUUAUCUUCCUGAGCCAAAACAAGAGGCACCCAAAAAGCACGACGCGACAAUAGCUGUUUCGUCUGCGGAGCGGGGCGGAAACAUAUCGCCGAGGUACGAAGAGCCAGGUAUUGAUUGGGACAGGUGGGAUCGAGCACCGCAAACCUUUCAUGGACGUUAUCCACCGGCCACAGUACCACCUCGAAAGCCUGUACCUCAAAGGCCUGAGAUUCAAGUGCCUCAGCCUCGCAAGUACUUUCCGCAAAAUAAUCUGCUACGAGACCCUCCGCGUCAAGAGCCUCUGCCUCGAGAUCCUCUGCAGCGAAAGCCCGUAGCUCAAAGUCUCCAAGGUCCUCUGCCUCGAGAUCCUCUGCAACGAAAACCUGUGGCCCAAGGUCCCCAAGGUCCUCCGCCACAAGAGUCUCUGCCUCGAGAUCCUAUACGGCGAAAGCCUGUGGCCCAAGGUCCCCAAGGUCCUCUGCCUCGAGAUCCUAUACGGCGAAAGCCUGUACCUCAGCGUCUCCAAGGUCCUCCGCCACAAGAGCCUCUGCCUCACCCACCUCUCAGAAACCAAAGAGGUGAAGUGUGGAGAGAUUCCCGCGACAUCAUGAAAGAGUCUAAAGAUACUGCGGGUCAGUACGGCACUUCUGCACUCAGCCCAGACUCUCGAUGCUACCCCGCCACACAGCAGCAGUAUCACAAUUUCCCGGACACCCCGGAAUCUGGACAGAAACCCACUAGGGAUCAGCAGUACAGUCCGCUCGGCCCGGGUGUUGGCUACAAUCCUACUAUGGAUCACCAUCGCGCUCUUCCGCUGACGCCCGACUCUCGACACUAUCGAGACCCGUCGCCGUCGCCGCCGUCGCCUGUCUCGCCACUGGAUACCACGAAAUGGGACCUCCCUCUCCCUGCGAGACCGCUCAAGAGCAUGGUCUCCCGUCUGGACGAUUCAAUCGACGAGGCCUUGGAAUUAUGGAAGAAGUAUGAUGGCUUAGGACCUAUCUAAAGAAAAUGAGUAGAAGAAUAUCCCUUGCUCAGCCACUGAGGAGCCUGGUGCCCCGUCUGAACAGUUCGACUCGGGAGGAUUUGAAAUUUUGGAAGGAGACUGAUAACUUGAAAUGGACAUGGAGGAGAAAUCAAGUGGGACAGGAGGCUAUCUGGAUUUAUAGGAGGAGGUCUGAUUUAGUAAUAUCAUUUUCCUACUAUAAAACAAAGACUUUGUCCUUGCGUGCAAGUGAUGGUGAGUUGCCAAAGUUAAUGACAAGAACUAACAUGUAGUAGGUAG